Molecule: messenger RNA, 252 nt
Organism: Rhodofomes roseus
Lineage: Eukaryota; Fungi; Basidiomycota; Agaricomycetes; Polyporales; Fomitopsidaceae
Product: G-protein gamma subunit
Exons: 3
Coding region: 1-252 (83 amino acids)
Biological process (GO): G protein-coupled receptor signaling pathway
Cellular component (GO): heterotrimeric G-protein complex
Molecular function (GO): G-protein beta-subunit binding
Source: RefSeq, a predicted model, not a curated record
AUGAACGGCCGACCCCACAAGCAGUCAAUGUCGGAGCUGAAGCUUCGCAGGCUCGCGGAGCACAACCAACGGCUGAGGGAGGACCUGGCGAGGCCAAGAAUCAGGGUCAGCGAAGCUAGCGCAAGCCUGAUCCGCUACUGCAAAACAACGAAAGACCCCCUUGUACCAUCUGUAUGGGGUCCAGUAGCAAAGAACGAGGACCCAUAUGCACAGCAAGGCGGAGGCACGAAGGGAUGCUGCGUCGUCCAGUGA